Messenger RNA from Phalacrocorax carbo (great cormorant), 2410 nucleotides. Lineage: Eukaryota; Metazoa; Chordata; Aves; Suliformes; Phalacrocoracidae. The record is from RefSeq and is a predicted model, not a curated record.
UGGGACAAAACGCCUACGCGCUGGCGUCACUUCCUCCUGCCAGGCGUGGAGCGGGAUGGCGGAAGCGGAGGAGCAGCUGACCUCCUCGCCUCAGAGCGAGGGCCGCGGCGAGGGCGGGGAGGACGCCCCGGAGGGUGCGGGUGCCGGCGCAGGCGCGGCGGGGGCUGCCGACGCUGCCCUGCCUCCCGCCGGCUCGCCGGGCACCGAGGAGCCCGCGGGCGACACCAAAAAGAAAAUUGACGUCCUGCUGAAGGCCGUGGGCGACACCCCCAUCAUGAAGACGAAGAAGUGGGCCGUGGAGCGGACACGCACCAUCCAGGGCCUCGUCGACUUCAUCAAGAAGUUCCUCAAGCUGAUGGCCUCCGAGCAGCUGUUCAUAUAUGUAAACCAGUCUUUUGCUCCAUCUCCAGACCAAGAAGUUGGGACCCUCUAUGAGUGUUUUGGAAGCGAUGGCAAGCUUGUACUGCAUUAUUGCAAAACUCAGGCAUGGGGAUGAAUGACAAGCAAUACAGUUAUUUAGGUGUUGUCUUCAAAAAUGGAAAAGGCGCUAUCUUUCUUAAACUCAACCUGUAAACACACACAAAGAAGGAAUUUUGCAUUUCUGCAUAUGACUACAUUUAUAAAAAUAUGCAUAUGACAGCAUAAAAGAAGAGCUAUCUAGGCUAUCUGAUCAUGUAGCUUUUUUCUGAUGUGCAUCUGGGGUACAGAAAGAAAAUAUGCAUCUGCCAUCGGUAGAGCAGAGCCAGCAUUCUUGCUGCCGAGUUCUCAGUUGCUGUAUCUGAGGGGGAACUAUUUCAUAGUUGUCUGGAGGACUGGGCAGGUCUGUCACUCUCUAUGAUGUACUGAAGAUAAAAGUUCCUUUUUAUUAAAAGGGACGUUUAUUGUACAUGUAGCCUGGGAUUUUGUUUAUUUCUGAUGUGUUGUACAUCUGUUACGUGCAUUCUGUUCUUUAUGAAGGCUUCAUCUUGAACAUGCAUUAUCUCAUGUCAUUGCAAGACAGUGUUUUGAUUUUUUUCUUAUAACUAAUGUGUAGGUAUUGAUGUAUAAUCUAAUUACUUCACCCCGUGCCUUCAUCGUGUUAGUAUUGUAAGUGUUUAUUGAAGGCUGAAUGCUUCAGCGGUUGCCAAUGUGUUUAUUCUGGCACUGUUUCAUGACUAGUGUCAUUAGUCAAAUCAUGAAACUAGCUAUUGCAUCUUUCAGUUAAUGAAGACAUAGACAUGAAGGGCUAAAAAGCCUACACCAUAUAGUCUUCUUUGAGCUGCUGUUAUUGUCCUGUUUCACCAGCUACAUGUUCCAUGAACAAAAUAGAAUGUACUUUAUAUCCUUUUGCUAAGUCAUAACAUAAUGAGGAUUCCUCUUUUUUUUUUUUUUUUUAAAUCCUGGAGGGAACUUGAUACCUUUACUGGGCUAGAUCUUUGCUUUUAUUUAUUGGAGGGUUUGGGUGCAGGGGUGGUUUUUUUGGGUUUAUUUUAAAUGUCUGUUGUACAGUCUUUUAUGUUGGUUUAACCUGUACUAAAUUAAACGUUAGCUGUUUGCUUGCAAAGUGUUGUUAUGCUGGAUGGCAGUUUUAAUCCCUGACAUAAUCCACUUCUUCAGCACAUACAGGCAAAACAGCCUGUUCUAGUUUAAAGCAUGCUGUACGUCAGUCUUUAGCUGUUCAUUGCUCCUUCACGUAUAAGUGGCUCUUAUGUGGCCUCUGCAACCUGUGUAUUUGAUUGUUUGCACCCUUAGAGGACUUCUGGGGAACAAAUACACAGCUUAACUUACUGAUGUGGCUGCAGAUUGCAUGCAGCCUGCAUUUAUGGCACAGCAACACAGGUGCAUGCCCUGAAUGCUUGCUGCAUAAAUCGCUUGAUAUAUUUUACCACUUCUUAAGUGGAAAACCUGGAUAUGUUGGAUUAAGUUGACAAGGCAGAACUGGUUGUCAGUUUAAACACUUCAGAUAAUCCAUACUUGUGCCUGCUCAGAACCCCAAUCUCAUGACUCUUUGUUUAAGAGAACUACUGCAGAGGUAAGCACUCUGAUUCUGUCUUCUCAAGGAACUUGCCGUGACUGACUUGGCUCAGUCACUGUGAGGCCAGCAUAACCUUGCACAGCCACUAGAGGGUACACAAGGACAAAGGUACUUGCAUAGUUUUUCCUAGAUUUUUUUUUUCCAGUCUUUUUCAUAAUAUGUCCGCUUGCUGGCCUUACAAAUAUAAGUAGUUUGUUCUCAUGUGUGGCAGUAUGUUUACCUAAGAUAAGCUGCUGCUCUGGCUCUUGUUAAAGAAUGUUCUGUUGGUGCCUUUCACCUCAUUUGAUCUUAACAAAUGAAACUAGUGAUACACUGCAAACAUGCUCUUCAGAAGUGAUGCAGUAAGGUUGGUUUGUAUAUGUGCGCUAUGGGAGCAUUUUGUGUUUUGGUUUUUUU